AAUUUUGAAUCAUUUGACACUCCAGAAUUGCAUUUUACUAUGUCUGCCGACUUCUGGAACUCCACCCAAAGAACUAAAUGGCAGCUUACUCGUCAUUUAUUGUUUGAAAACCGUAGGAAAUUACUCCUCUUGGAACGCAAAAUGAUCCAUAAUGGUCUUAUAAAAGACUAUCCAGGCAUUGUAUUUGAUGCCAAUAUGAGAAUAUAUCUUCAUAACCUUCUCGUCAAACUUGGCCGAAGAUUGAAUAUUCGACAAAUCGCUCUAGCCACCGCUGAGGUAUACCUCUUGAGAUUUCUUACUCGUGUCCUGCUCAAGGAGAUCAAUGUCUAUCUUCUUGUGGCUGCCUGUCUAUAUGUGGCGUGUAAAAUCGAAGAAUGUCCUCAACACAUCCGUCUUAUAACCUCAGAAGCUCGUAAUCUCUGGCCAGAAUACGUUCCACAAGAUAUCACCAAAUUGGCAGAAUUUGAGUUCUAUCUCAUCGAAGAGCUAGAUCUGUACUUGGUGGUCCAUCACCCUUACAAGUCCUUGUUACAACUCCGCGAAUACCUUGCGGGACAUCAAUCCCAUGGAUUUACUCUUACCGAUGAAGAAUUACAAAACUCAUGGUCUAUCAUUAAUGAUAGUUAUAUCACCGAUCUUCACUUGUUAUUUCCACCUCAUGUGAUUGCCGUCACUGCUGUUUAUAUCACGGUGGUGUUGAAUAAACCAGGUAAACGAGAUGGCAAGAGUGGUCAUGGUCAUGGUCACGCCAGUGGUGGGAGCGUUGGGGGCCAAGGUUCUGGGGGUUCUCUGCAACAACAUGGAUCGAAUCAGUCUUCUUCUGGUACUGGGAAUGGACAACACCUGGGACAACACCAACAGGUUCUGAGCCAACCUGAUAUCCAUAUUGAUGACCUUAUGGCGUUGUCAUACACAGUUCCUGUGAGUGAGGCUAACCAUGCUCUCCGAACUGAAAGGUUUCGUAGCUUCAUGGCAAGCUCUCAUGUUAAUUUAGACGAAGUUGCCGAGGCACUUCAAGACUUGAUAAAUUUGUAUGCUGUUUGGAACCGGUAUAACGAAGGUAGUGUCAAGAAAGCCCUUCAAUACAUGUUAUUGAGUAGGUAG
This is a messenger RNA of [Candida] anglica, 1104 nucleotides long. NCBI's taxonomy places the organism in Eukaryota, Fungi, Ascomycota, Pichiomycetes, Serinales, Debaryomycetaceae. The record is from the annotation of a GenBank genome assembly.